AUGGCUAGUAACCGUGAAGGAGCCGGACAGAGUGGUAGUUUAUUGUCUAAAAGAGGGAGGAAGAGGGGAAUAAAAGACACAGAGCCUAGAGUAAGACAAAGAGGCUUAGGUAUUGCUCAACUAGAGCGCCUCCGAUUGCAGAAUGAAAUGGUUGCUGCUGGUGGCAAUGUUGCUGGGGUGACUGUUGUUCCUAACCAACUGCAGGAGGGUUUGAUGGUUCAAAACCCCUAUUUCCUAUCGCCAGUGCCACCGAUCUCUUAUAGUUAUACUCCUGUUACUGCACCGCCUCUGCCUGGUACUCAAGGCCUCAAGAUGAGCAUGGGCAGUGAAAGUUGUGAUCUCCGGUUUGGAUUGAGUACAAGGCCUAAUGAAGGCAACGGGUUCCCACAAACAAAUUACUUUACUAAUAACCUUCUUGUGGCUGAAAAUUCUGAAAAACAUGAGACCAAGAAAGCUGCAAUUGAUUCAUCCGGUGCUGGGAGUUUGGCAAGAUCAGGCAGCACACAAGAACCAGAUUUAGAGCUCCAUCUUUGA
Molecule: messenger RNA, 534 nt
Organism: Daucus carota subsp. sativus
Lineage: Eukaryota; Viridiplantae; Streptophyta; Magnoliopsida; Apiales; Apiaceae
Product: protein SPEAR3-like
Exons: 4
Coding region: 1-534 (177 amino acids)
Molecular function (GO): DNA-binding transcription factor activity
Source: RefSeq, a predicted model, not a curated record